Messenger RNA from Ectocarpus sp. CCAP 1310/34, 302 nucleotides. The record is from the annotation of a GenBank genome assembly. Lineage: Eukaryota; Phaeophyceae; Ectocarpales; Ectocarpaceae.
AUGCAUGGAUCCUGGGUGGGGGUACUACCGCUGUGCUGCAGGAUCAUCAAACUGGGAGAUGCAGCAUACCACGAUAUCCUGGCUUCGGCUGGGCUUGAAAUACCCCUUUUGCUGUCCUCCGCUCUUUGCAUCAGUGGCUUCCUAGGUUCGAGCGAGGGUAUUUGUGAUCUGAGAUGUGUGUCUUCGCGAAAGAACAUGUAGAGAGAGUCGUAUUGGAUUUCGCAUCAAGCGCAUUGCGCAUUUUUCGAAUUUUGGCCCCUUCCAGGGACCUUGAUUUUUACCCGCUGGCACUGACGUCUAUU